GGUGGCAAAUUCCAUCCGAAGAGUGUUCAUCGCAGAGGUCCCCAUCAUAGCCAUCGACUGGGUCCAGAUAGACGCCAACUCCUCCGUGCUCCAUGACGAAUUCAUUGCACACAGGCUGGGUCUCAUCCCGCUCACCAGCGAUGACAUCGUGGAUAAGAUGCAAUAUUCCAGAGACUGCACGUGUGAUGAGUUCUGCCCGGAGUGCUCUGUGGAGUUCACCCUUGAUGUCCGGUGCAACGAAGACCAGACUCGUCACGUCACAUCCCGCGAUCUCAUCUCCAACAACCCCCGUGUCAUUCCGGUAACAUCUCGGAGCAGAGACAACGACCCCAAUGACUACGUGGAGCAGGAUG
This is a messenger RNA of Tauraco erythrolophus (red-crested turaco), 353 nucleotides long. The record is from RefSeq and is a predicted model, not a curated record. NCBI's taxonomy places the organism in Eukaryota, Metazoa, Chordata, Aves, Musophagiformes, Musophagidae.